AUGCUGUGGGAGGGGCGCUCGGGGAGGGCCGGCCUGCGCAGGCAGCCCCGCCAACCCCCGGGGCGCUCGGCCCUGCCCUGGACAAGAGCAGGGCCUGGGGGACUUUCGGCAGAAGAUAAGCAGGCAAAUCCCCAGCACCCCGGGGAACAACGGGGCGGGUGUCGUGGAGGCUUAGACCGCGGUGCUGGGACGUGUGAUGGCGAGUCUGCGGCCGUCAGGUUAUGGCUGCUAUUUAAAGCUUUGAAACUGGCCAGGUUUCCAGGAGCAAGUGGAUGCCCAAGAGAGAACUCCACCAUCCGCACCCUGGAGAAGGACGGGCUUUGUGGGCUGGCGGAGGACAAGGAGCUGGAGGAGGAGGGCGGCUGGCAGCCGUGGGCAGGGACAGGGGGAAAGGGCCACAGCCGCAUCCGGGGAGCUCUGCAUGCCUGUCACCCGCUGACAGACGUGAUGGUCUCCGGGGGCUUGGGCAGGGGCCCUCUGGUUGCCAUGUGCAGAGCCCGUGAGGGAAGACCCUGA
This is a messenger RNA of Rangifer tarandus platyrhynchus (Svalbard reindeer), 516 nucleotides long. The record is from the annotation of a GenBank genome assembly. NCBI's taxonomy places the organism in Eukaryota, Metazoa, Chordata, Mammalia, Artiodactyla, Cervidae.